GGUCAGCGCCCCGCUCUUCGCAGGGGGCCUCCUCGGACCAGAUCAUGCAGACGGGGGCGAUCCUGCUGCGGGCGUUCGUGCGGGACCGCGUGGAGCGCUGCGGGGACCCGCAGGCCGUGGCGCUGAGCGUGGCCGAGCUGGGCGAGCCCCAGCCCAGCAGCCCCGACACCAAACGCCUCAGCGAGUGCCUGCGGCGCAUCGGCGACGAGCUCGACAGCAACAUGGAGCUGCAGAGGAUGAUCGAGCAGGUGGGCUGCGACGCCCCCAAGCAGCUCUUCUUCCGCGUGGCCAAGGAGAUGUUUGCCGACGGCGCCUUCAACUGGGGCCGCGUCGUCGCCCUCUUCUACUUCGCCUGCAAGCUGGUUCUGAAGGCGCUCUGCACCAAGGUCCCCGAGCUGGUGCAGACCAUCCUGGGCUGGACCUUGGAGUACCUGCGGGAGCACGUGCUGGCCUGGAUCCAGGCCCAGGGCGGUUGGGAAGGGCUGCUCUCGCACUUCGGCACCCCGACCUGGCAGACCAUCACCAUCUUCGCCGCCGGCGUCCUCACCGCCUCGCUCACCAUCUGGAAGAUGUCCUAGGCUCUUGGGAGGGUGGGGAAGGGGGCUGUGACCCCUCCCCACAACAAUCCUCACCCCCUCCCUGGCCUGGCCUGGCCCGGCCCUGCCGGCAGGGAUGGUGCUG
Messenger RNA from Myiozetetes cayanensis, 681 nucleotides. It is a transcript of the gene BAX, whose product is annotated as BCL2 associated X, apoptosis regulator. The record is from RefSeq and is a predicted model, not a curated record. Gene Ontology annotation, biological process: intrinsic apoptotic signaling pathway in response to DNA damage; positive regulation of apoptotic process; mitochondrial fusion. NCBI's taxonomy places the organism in Eukaryota, Metazoa, Chordata, Aves, Passeriformes, Tyrannidae. The coding region runs from base 45 to 578 and encodes 177 amino acids. Gene Ontology annotation, cellular component: mitochondrial outer membrane. Gene Ontology annotation, molecular function: channel activity; protein homodimerization activity; protein heterodimerization activity. The transcript is spliced from 5 exons.